Adineta steineri is the source of this 462-nucleotide messenger RNA. The record is from the annotation of a GenBank genome assembly. Lineage: Eukaryota; Metazoa; Rotifera; Eurotatoria; Adinetida; Adinetidae.
AUGACAAUGCUCGUCAAUCUUCAAACAUUUCAAAGAAAACAAUCAAAUUAUUCCGAACCACAUCAAAAUGAAGGACAAUUAAAAGAUCAAUCAGUUACAAUAAAUAAUAGUAAAAAGUCGACAAAUAAAUCAUCAACAAAAUAUGAUCUUUCAUUUAGUUUUCAAAUUCGAUGUAAAGUAAUAUCAAUAAGUACAGUUCAAAAUUUUGGCGCAAAUAAAGUUAUUGAUGGCAUCGUAUGUGAUAAAUCUGGCGAAAUAAAAAUAGUAGCCUUCCAUGAACAGGCGAAUCGUGCUUUACAAAAUAUGAAAAUUAAUGAAAAACUAACAUCUAAUUUAAAAUAUCGAAGUCCAUUUUCAAAAAACGAAAUUCAUAUAUAUCCAUCAACAACAAUUCAAAAAUAUGAAUCUACUGUAUUCGAUCCAUUAAUUCAAAUUAAACCAAACCCAUUACGCGAAAUAUAA